AUGGUAGGUAGGUCGGAAUGUGAAAGAUGGACUCUUGUGAUAUGGAAGGAUAGGAGUUUUAUGCAAAUGAAAUACAAUUAGAAAGCCUCUACUUAGGUAUUCACGAUGGCACUAGGUUGUAUUGAAAUGAUUUUUGGGAGGAUCAAUACGCACCUGUAAUCAGAAAGUUUUGAAUACCAGGAACUGAUCUAACUAUCAAAAUUAAAGAUAAUUUACAAACGCAAAAUUAGGGUCCAGGGCUUGAAGAAUUCUGGGAUGGUAUCAAAUGAUAAAUAUUUAGAAUCUUGGUUAUUUAGGGAUAUAAUUUUGAGUCUUGCUGUACCUUAUGUUAGUUUUUAAAUUGAAUGUAAUUACACUGGAACAUAAUAUUAAAUAUGUAAAGGAGAAUAAUCCAAGAUGCUUGACGAUAUCCCUUUUGAAAUCAAAUCAAUAUAAAUGGUUCCUGGAAUUAUUUUUAAAUUGAAAGGUCCAAGUUAUUUUGGAGGAGUUUUAUAAGAAAUUACAACUUCGACUGCUUGUUUGGACAACUAUUAAUUUCCAAAUGUUAUUCUAAAAGAAUGA
Messenger RNA from Paramecium tetraurelia, 561 nucleotides. RefSeq lists its product as uncharacterized. Lineage: Eukaryota; Ciliophora; Oligohymenophorea; Peniculida; Parameciidae. The record is from RefSeq and is a predicted model, not a curated record. The transcript has 2 exons.